Halichondria panicea is the source of this 2529-nucleotide messenger RNA. RefSeq lists its product as uncharacterized. Lineage: Eukaryota; Metazoa; Porifera; Demospongiae; Suberitida; Halichondriidae. The record is from RefSeq and is a predicted model, not a curated record. The transcript has a single exon. Bases 95 to 2377 code for a protein of 760 amino acids.
GAAUUUCUGUUGCAAACACUUUAAAAAGUAUAUAUUGAGCAGAUCUCAGGUAGUAGGCAGUGGAUACGAAUGCAAAAAACUAUAAUUACUCAGAAUGUCUAUCGUUAUUGUCAGCACCACAUCCUUUCAGCGUACAACUAAUCUCAGCGGUGUCGGGAGACUCAGGACUCAUCCUGCUCAGCCAAUUGCUUAUACUCCAGUCGCCUACGGCAGACCUCAAACUUUCAACUCUUUUGCACCUCAAGUGACUGGUAUUCCUGAUAAAAGAGAGGAUAUCGGUGUGCGUGGAGUGGCACAAAAAGCGGCACAGAAUGAAACUCGAGCAGUGAAUACUCACGCUAAAAGUGAAAAUGCAACUGAUAGAGCUAGUAAGCCAUUGAAGGCUCAAAAGAAAGUCAAACAGAAAGACGAGGUUAUUUCUACGUCGAAAGAAGCGUCUGUAAAAAACGUUGUGCAAGCCGAUGGAGUUACACAAAAAGCGGCUACUCGGGCAGUGAAUACUCAGGCUGAAAGUGAUAGAGCUAGAGCUGGUAAACCGUUAAAGGCUCAAGAAAAAGCUAAACAGAAAGACGAGGUCAUUUCUACAUUGAAAGAUGCGUCCGUAAAAAGCGUUGUGCACGCCGAUGGAGUGACACAAAAAGCGGCUACUCGUGUAGUGAAUACUCAAGCUGAAAGUGAUAGAGCUAGAGCUGGUAAACCGUUGAAGGUGGCUCAAGAAAAAACUGAACAGAAAGACGAGCCAAACGUUUUAGAAACUGCUAUAAUUCGAGAAAUUAUGUUAGAAUUAUUCAAGGAGGCAAAGGACCAUCCAACCCCAGCAUUAGAAGAUAGUGCCGAUCCAGAGGAGAUUUCUACAAACCUACAGAAGAGUGUUGAUUUUUGCUGUCAAUCAUGCACUUGCAGCAUCCAUAGCCCGUUUCAAAGAAAGAAACCAGUCGAUUUUGAAAAGAAAGAGUAUAUGACACCAACCCUUCGAAAUGGAAAAGCUAGGGGAAAGAAUAUGUUUAGUCACUUGGCCUUUCCUCUGGUCUUAGAUACUGUGAGAGUUGUUUGGAUUAGCAGUGAGUUUGCUCUAGCCAUUUUUGGCCUCAUUUUCUCCAUAGCAACAUAUGCGACUGGUAGUGUAGAAGCCUUCAACACUUUCCAUUUGGUUCUUUCAAUUGUGGCAGCAAUUCUAGCUAUCACAGAUGGCAUAUACGGUAUGAAAGUGAGUUGCAGUGAGUGUGUGAAAAAUUGUAAAAAUGGUUCAGCCAAAAAUAAAACAGAAGACAUACUAUUAGAGGCAGCUGACGAAACAGGCAAGUGUUGUUGCAAAAGUUGCAAAACCCUUUUUGAUUUUGUUCGUGUGGUUCUAACAGAAGUGAUUUUGGUCCCCUUGCUAAUUUGUGAUAUUUUUGAAGUAGUCACUGGUGCUCCUGAGGUUGCUGGCAAUGCUAGCAACAUUAUUGGUAUGAUACUCUUUGCGAUUGGUGGCCUUACGGUUUUGGUAUAUGUGUAUUUUGCCAGGCUAGGCAUUCUCAUUGGAAUAGUUAAGUACGUUCAAAACGGUCGCUCACCUAGAACUGAUGAUGCUGCAGUAUUGAAAAGCGUUGACUAUGACCCAUCCCUCAAGAAAUACGGUCUAUUCUUUCAGCUAGCAUUUUUGUUGCAUGUUACUGGUCAAAUGAUGGGUCAAGUUCUAAUGUUGAUUGCGAUUGGUGGGAAGAUUCGGUAUGACAACAGACAUUUGUACAAUCCCAGUGACCGUGACACCCGUGUUUAUGCAAGUCCUGAAUUAUGGUAUAUGUGUGUAGCUGCUACGGUUUUGCCUGUUUGUGGAUUGCUUUCGUUCUUUAUUGUAACUAACUUUUGGGUACAAGAAUUUCCAAUAUCUCUCUGCCUCGAUAUGAUAAAGCUUUUGAAAAUGCCAGGUGCUGAUGAGAUUUUCGAUUCAAAACAGGUUGUUAAAGAUGGUGCUAAAGAAAUGAGCAAGGUUAUAUCCAAGUUUAUACGAGUGGACCAACUGAAAACUGACUAUAAUGUAUUGAGUAACACCCGAUUUCUUGACAAACUAAGUUAUCCAUUCAAGAGUCCAGGUCUGAUUAUUUUGUGCUUGCUUUAUGCCGGAGGUCAGCUUGGUUUUAUUAUAUGCGCUGCGACAGCUAAAGAUGAAACUGGUAUGUUAAUGGGACAGGUCUUAAAUGGAGGUGGUUGGGUGGUGUACUACAUAUUUGCGGUUGUUGUUGGGGCUUUGGCAAAUUUGUAUGUUUUUGCUGUUGCUGCGGUUUGGGUGACUAUCAUUUCAGUAAUAAUUUGUAUUGUCAUGUUUUUCAUUGCUUUGUUUUGUCUAGCAAUAUUUUGUGGUGGCAGUAGUAACAACAAUAGUGCAAAGUACUGAAGUGUGCUCACUUGGCUUAUGUUGAGAAGAGAACAAUUUUUAACUUAGUAGAAAUGCACAGAGUAGAUACGUAUAAUUAUAGACUUAGAUCUGUAUCUAUAAUAAUAUGUGUACUAUAAUUAUAAAUGAACAGUUUGUUUUUUUAUACUCCA